Girardinichthys multiradiatus is the source of this 5935-nucleotide messenger RNA. It is a transcript of the gene otop1, whose product is annotated as otopetrin 1. Gene Ontology annotation, cellular component: membrane. Lineage: Eukaryota; Metazoa; Chordata; Actinopteri; Cyprinodontiformes; Goodeidae. Bases 3029 to 4771 code for a protein of 580 amino acids. Gene Ontology annotation, molecular function: proton channel activity. Gene Ontology annotation, biological process: proton transmembrane transport; inner ear morphogenesis. The record is from RefSeq and is a predicted model, not a curated record. The transcript is spliced from 6 exons.
AAAAAACAAACAUUAUUGUCAUCCACAAAGUGAUUUUGCACCUUGCAUUGGUGAAAAUAUUUGUUCUGUCUUAGACUUUGAAAACAGUUUUCAGAAAGAUUUCCUAGUGCAGUCACUUUCUUAAACUGUUCAUCAACUUAGCCCUAAACAACAACUGCAGCCUCUGAAGAGUUGCUCAAAGGGGAUGUACUUUCUUCUGUCUUCGUUUGAGUCUCAAAUUUGAAAGGAAUCCAUUAGGUCUCAGUAGAAUGGAAGUAGGAGUACUGCAGGAAGGCAUUUUUUUUUCAAUAUCUUGACUCCUAUUCUGCCCAGCCAACUGAAUUAUAUAGACUGUUUGUGACCACUGGUGUGUGUUUGCCUCUUUUUCUUGACUGUGCCUUCAAGCACUUGACACUUUGAACUUCUAAACACUCUUGGGGUAAGAUAAGGAUAAUAAUGAGGCUCUUUUUAGAUCAGCCCUUCUGCUGGCCUGCAACAAAAUAAGGCACAUUUUCUGAAUGUUUUUUUUUUUUUUUUUUACAGAAUUAUUUGUUCUACAUUCAGAAUUUUUCUCUAGGUUCGUGUAGAGGAAACUAUCUCCUACGAUGCUUUGUAACGUUUUUCAGUGGCCACAUGAGCUACAUCUCUAUCAGGUUUACCCAUCUACAGACAGAACGUUAAUUAUUCUUCCUCAUAAUGUGAGUGAUAGCUUGUUUUAAACAACUUUUUUUCCAUUUAGACUGAAAAGUUAAAUUUUGCUGUCAUCAAACGGACACUAGAGACACAGGAAGUUGAAGGGUGUAAAUACUUUGGUAAGAUACUGUAUGCCCACAUAAUGUAAUCUUUAGUUCAGCAAAAGCCAAAAUCCAAAGUCGUGCCCACACCUUGUGACCUAAAUGUUGCUGAACUGUUUGCUUGAUUGUCCUGAAGCGCCCUUCAAAUUCAAUCAGCGUUUAAACCUAAUCUGUUCCUCUCUACAGCCUGCUGAUAAUGAGCGGAUCUCUGGUUUCUGUUGUCUUGUGUACCAUCAAUGAUCAAGAAGUCAAUACUCAAACGGAUGACGCUGAAUUGAAGCAGUAACUCCAUGUGUUUUUUUUUGUUUUUUUUCCAUUCCAGUACAUUUUGGUGAAGUGUUUUGCUACCGGGAAACAGAUGGAUUUUCUAAAUAAUGCAUUGUUCCAGCAGGCGAUCCUCCCACUUUAAGGUGCGCCUUGCAGCUACGUGAUGUAUUGUUUAUCCUUUCCGACAGACUGACCAAGAAGGAAGCUGGAACUGUUAAUGUUAUCACUUGAAAGUAGAUUAGUGCUGUUGUCCAUUGAGUCGCGUUGGUAACCAAUCAUAUGUCAGUGAGCCCCGUGAUUUAACGAUAUUCAACGGGGUGCAGAAACAUUUCGUCAUCGUUUUUCCAUACUUUGUCUCUGGGCAGCCGCCGUUGUGUAAUAGUCAAGAUUUAAAAUGGGCUAUUCCUUAAUCCUGAAGUUUUUUUUUCAAAAGUUUGAGCUUGCUUUUUAUUCAUUUUUGGCCCUUUUUUUGUAGUAAUAGCGCGCAUUUAAAAAAGCAUUUAACAAAACAUGAUUUAUUAAAACAGUUUGUCGUUGACACCUGUUUCUGCUCGUCAUAAAUACACUGCGUUUUCUACCAUUUUUAUUUGAAAUAUUCUGAUCACAUUGUAAGUUUUAUUUAAUAGCCUAAUUAAUUAAUUACUGGCUGUACUUUGUAUGGGGUUUUUCGCCAAUAAAGUCUUUCUACAAUAAAUGUGUGAACAAUGCUUGCUUAAAACAUCUCCAGGUAUUUCCGCAAUGAUUUUUUAAGAUGCGGUUUGGUAUUUAUUUAUCUCUUUUGCAUAAAGAGCGAUCUUUACAAACAUGUUUACAUUUUUGUUUGCUAAAACUGAGGUUUACUUCUUUACUGUAUUCUUUUUUUACUAUUAAGUUCUGCAAUGUCUAGGUUUCCUUUAAAUUAUUUAUUUCGUUGAUGUUUAUUUUAGCUUUUUUUUGAACGGACAACAACUUAGGAAAAUAAUUGUAUGCAUUUUAUUUAUAAAUAAAUGAAAAGAAUGGAAAAAAAAGAGGGUAACAUAAAACCCAACUCACCUGGUUUCCAGCUUCUGUUUUAUUAAUAUUCUACAGUAUGCAAACAGAUUCCCAUAACAUAUUGCUUAUAUUAAACUAGAUUCAUCCAAUUCCCAUCUAUCACCCAUCCGACCUCAAUGUUUCUGGGCAGUCCCACGCAUUGAUAUGCAAAUUACGCACCACGACCACAGCCUUAAACAGUCUGUCCCUCCCGAUCAUCUAUUAAAUCUUUGUGACCUUUCUGCACAACAAGCCAUUGUAAAUUAUACAGUACACGUCUACGUUUUACUUCUUGAUCAUUGAAUAUCGGUGAGCUGCCUCUAAAAUGUAUCACCUAAUAUCGGUUAAACUAGUGUGAAACAGUGAUCGUCUCUUUCAGCCCAACAUCUGGAAGGCUGCCAGCGAAAAUACUGAGAAAAGACGUUUGCCAGUUGGACUGAGGCGCAGGAUUUGGACUAUUUGCUUUCCUCUUAUGUGGUUAACUCUGCGGUUUGGGUUCUUACCUGUUUUUUUGUUUUUUUUUGUUUUGUUUUUUUUAGACAAUGAAUGGUUGGCAUGGCUGUCAAAUUGAGAUCAACUAAUUUCUUAGAAACACGUGGGUGUUUCGACAGGGCGGAUGGCUGGGAUCACCUUUAGCUGUAAUUUAAUCCCUCAUUUGAUGUGACUCAGCGGGCUUAUUAGACGUGCAGAUAUUUGCGUUUCGGCGUAAGGCCCACGGUGCGACAUUGGCAUCUAUCAAGUCCACGGCGAGGUUGGACACUGGAUCUUGUGCGUAACCACUGAGCCGGACCUCGAAGAUCGAGUUCAUGCUUGGCACUCUUUGUAUCCGUCUGAGUCGGCGCCCUGCGGAAACCCGUAACGCACCUGGCCUCCCUCUGAUGCACUUAUAGCCCACAAAACUUUGAUUUUUCUCACACACCUUUGCAGUUUUGCACAUUAAACUCGCCACAAUAGUGGAACACGGCAGUCUGAACAUCAUGUCCCUGAACAAGUACUGCCAGAGCUCCUCUUCUUCAUCUUCCUCCAGCUCCAUACGGGACAAGAAGGUCUUUUCCAAUCUGAAGCUCGGCCUGACAGGAGACUACCCGAAGAAGAACGCAGAGCUGCUCAGCGCUCAGUAUGGGAUCAACCUGCUUCUGGUCGGGGUGGCGCUGAUGCUGGCCAUUGCGCGGCAUGACUCCUUCGUUAAGGAGAAGGACCUGCUGUCCUUCACCACCGGCCUCAUGAUAGUGCAGCUGCUCUGGAUGCUGUGGUACAUCGUGAUGCGGCACAGCCAGAGGAAAAAACAAACUCAGAGAGACGUGACUGCCACAACAUGCUGGAUAAGAGGUGGUUUAACUCUCCUUGCUGUCCUCUCAUUGAUCAUGGACACCUUGAAAAUUGGAUACUUUGUCGGCUUUUGGUCUUGCUUGUCAGCUGUGUUCGUAGUAUAUCCUGUCAUCCAUGCAAUUCACACUGUAGCACAGGUACAUUUUGUCUGGUUUUACAUCAAGGAUGUGAUCAAGAGCUUUGAGACAUUUGGAAGGUUCGGUGUGAUUCACGCAGUCUUUACCAACCUCCUCCUGUGGUGCAACAGUGUGAUGUCAGAGACUGAGCACUUCAUGAGCAACCACAUGAAAAGAAUCUUCGCCCUGGAAUUUGAAAAUAUCACUGAAGGGGAGCCUGAAGUGCCUUGCAACUGCACAACAACCACAUGCUCCCUGCUCUCCCAAAGCUUCACUUAUCUGUUCCCGUUCAACAUUGAGUACCACAUCUUUGUCUCUGCACUGCUUUUCGUCAUGUGGAAAAACAUCGGACGCACCAUUGAUAUGUCCUCCAAUAGAAAAAGUCUGGUGACCAAAACGCAGGGAUUAACCUUAGGCCCCAUUUUGGGUCUCCUUGCACUGGUCAGUACUAUUGGAAUACUUGUGGUCUACAUUACACGUUUAGAGGGCCCCCUGGAAGUACGACAGUCGGCCAUUUCUAUGUUCUACAUAUAUGGCAUCAUCAUGCUGGUGGUCAUGGUUUCUGCCUGUGCUUCAGGUUUGCUCAUAUACCGAGUAAACCACAUGCCGUUUGAUGCAUCAAAGAACCCUUCAAGACAGUUGGACACAGAGCUGCUGUUUGGAUUCUCUCUGGGCUCCUGGUUAAUGUCCUGGUGCAGCAUUGUGUCAGUAUUUAGCAACCCCAGCGACCCUCCUCACCGCUGGACAAACCUAAUCUACUCCCUCCUAAUUAUUCUGGAGAAGUAUGUUCAGAACCUCUUCAUCAUUGAGUCACUUUAUCGCCAGCAAGAGAAUGUACAGAGAACGGACCCAGAGUUGCCCGCUGCUCCGGAAGUGUUCUCAGUGACUUUGUCUCCACCUUCCUUAAAUGGGAUCAUCAAUCAGGCUUAUGAGUCUCCUGACGGGGGUCGCAGUUCCGUGGAGAACGAGCAGGAGGAUAAUGGACAGGUGCACGGAUGUCAGCGGAAGCAGUCAGAUGUGCGGCUGCCUGUAGAGGAUCCCCUAAAUAUGAAGAGGCUGGUCCUGAAGAACAUUGCUAUUUUACUGUUAUUGUGCAAUAUUUCGUUGUGGAUCCUUCCCGCCUUUGGCUGCAGGCCACAGUAUGACAAUGGGUUGGAAGAGGAGACGUUCGGCUUUAGCGUGUGGGCAACAGUUGUCAAUUUUGCCAUUCCUCUAAACCUUUUUUACCGUUUUCACUCUGUGGCCUCCUUGUUCGAGGUGUUCCGCCGAGUCUGACUGAAAGGAACCAGUGAAUGGUGCUGACAAGAUGCACAGGAACCCUUGUCAGCACCACAGGAACCAUUCCCAUGGUUGUAUCAAAGCGCAGAUCAACUGUUCAGAAGGUCAUCAGAGUCACUUCUGUUAUGCAUACCUGAAAGGAAAUCACAGACAAACAAAACUUUGGAGAGACGAACAAUAGAGCCUGUGGUUCUUGACGAAUAACAGAAAGCUUCUUAUACAUGUUUAUGGGGGAAAUGUAUGUAGACAUUUUGCUAGUUUUAGAGGGACUCUUUCAUACUUUUUAUUCUGAUCUCAUUAUUGUAUUUAUUGGGACAUGAUCUACAAUAUAGGCCUGAAUGCAUCAUCUGAAAUACACAUUUUAUAAUCUCAUAAUCAUGACUAUAGACAUAUUAUGCACUAUUGACAGAAUCACAAUAUCUGAAAGUUAACAGUGCAGCCACUGUAUAUAAAGUAUAUGGAAAACGUUCUCCCUUAUUCAUAUUUAAAGUUUAGAUAGAGUUGUAGAACAGAAUGCAUAGUAGAACUGCAAGUUUGUAGUUACAAACUUACUAUAUUUUUACACAUUAUUAGUUGGCCUUUUGUUUUCACAAGUAGCCCCUUCAUCUCUUAGCCAAUGAUCAGAGUCCAUGUGCACUCUGAUCCUUUCUGUUGAGCUGAUGGAAAGAUAUAUUCAAAAUGAUUCCUCUAAAACGUUUUCUUUUGUUAACCAGAUAACAUUCAUAAUAUUAUCAUGCAUCAGGAUGGGCACGUCUUUAAUUUAAUACUAGAAAACAAUACUAUUACAGCCAUUACCAGUCACCAGGGAAGGAGCUACCCCUGGCGGUAAUGCAAUAAAAACAAUCAGUCUGGGACAAAGUUUGCACUAAAGACAUGUGUUAUAAAAUUUGCUGUAAGUUUUAUUCAGGGGUCCAAUUAAGUUCUCAGCUAGGUGCUAUCCUCCCUCUGGGUUUUCUAUGUGCCAAGUUGUGGGAAACAAAAAAAAAAAUAAAAUUGUUUGCAUAAUUCUGUAGUCUUGUAUAUAGUGCUACUCUAAUCAAAAUCCCUCAGCUACAAUGGUGUAAUUUUGUGCAUAUUUGAUCAAAUUGUGCUUACAAGACAUUGUGUAACAAUAUUCUGUGCAUUUUAUAAUAAAAAGAAGUUUUUCUUUUGCAACCGUAA